ACACAUAAAAGAAAGAGGGAACGCCGUGUUUCCUUUCCGAGUCGCGGCAGCACUUAAAACAUUACCUGGACUUGGAACUCGAUCCAAAAUUGCACAUAAAAUGGGUUCCGAGCGAUCAAAGUUAUCCAGUAAAAAACGGUGGUCACGUUUGGAACUAGAUUGAGCUCCGGUGGAAAAUUGAACCAAAAGGCAAAUGAUUUUCUCGUUGACCGGACGAAUCAAAACAAGGGAGGCCAUCGUUGGCAGCUUCAACGAAACGAAGCAGGACGGUAACGGGAAGAAGCAGGAGGAGAGGUCGGAGGAGCCACAGCCUAUGUUCAGCAUGAAGAGCCUCCUCUGGCAGGCUGGCUCCGUCUGGGACGCCUGGUUCAGCUGCGCCUCCAAUCAAACAUAUGCGUCUUCCACCAUUUUUUUCUUUUUGUUUCCUUUACUCUCUCUCUCACUCACUCUCUUUUGUUUUUACCGCUUGUCCUCUGACUUUUUCCCCCUUGUAGUCAGAUUGAAUCGUUUUAAUUCUAAUAAUUUUGCGAUCGAAUCCCUUGCUCAUCUAUUUUGGAGAAACAAAAUAGGGUCGGCUAAAAUUCGUAUUUAUAUGGAAUCUGAUCGUUUGGUCUUGUCAUCACGCAUGCGCGCAGGUGGCCCAAGUUCUGCUGACGCUGCCGUGCUCGUUCUCGCAGCUGGGGAUGCUGUCAGGCGUGCUGCUCCAGCUGCUCUACGUCGAGCACCGAACCGCAAGGAGAAGGAGAACGUCAGCUUCAAGAAUCACGUCAUCCAGUGGUUCGAGGUGCUGGAUGGGCUGCCGGGGCCUUGCUGGAAAGCCUUCGACUGUACCUUUCUUCAUUUCGGCUCCGUUAUCCAGCUGAUUGCUUGUGCCAGGCAUACUUGUUCUUCUUCUAUUUUCCAAUCCAAUCCGACUUCCGGAAUAAGUUCAAAACCUCAAAUCAAAGUUAUUAAAUCCGGUCCGAGCCUUGACUCGGAUAAGGCACCGGGUUAGUGGGUCAGCGGUCCAACCGUCGGGUCAACGGUUGAACCGGCGGGUCAAUGCACAAAUCAUAAAAUCUAAAAUUUAA
Elaeis guineensis (African oil palm) is the source of this 1070-nucleotide messenger RNA. The record is from RefSeq and is a predicted model, not a curated record. Lineage: Eukaryota; Viridiplantae; Streptophyta; Magnoliopsida; Arecales; Arecaceae.